AUGCCUGCAGUUGAAGGGAUUGCUUGGACGAUCUAUGGCAUCGUAGCAGCACUUCUGUUCUUGUUCAGCAUAGGAUUUACAAGAUACUUUCAGAACAAAUAUGAAUCCGAGUUCUUUGCAACAUGCAUCACUAUAUUGGCACUGGGCCUCGUAUUCUCAACAUUGGCUUUAUUACCAGUGGAUAUAUUUUUGGUAUCCUCGACAAUCGACCAAGCAAAGGGACUGAAAAAGGAUUGGGCAACACCGGAUGCUAUUGAAACCAUGACAUUGACGAUGAGCAUCGUGUACUAUGUUUGCUAUGGUCUGAUCACCCUAUUCAGCUUCUUGUUGAUCCCAUUUGCUUACUUCUUUUACGAGGAAUACGAUGAUGAAGAGUCCAUCAAGGUUCGCAUCUGGAGUGCCCUGAAAUACACUUCAUUCUUUGUGGUUAUUUCUAUCCUGCUGUUCUUGUUUGGAUUGUUCUUGAAGCCAACAACAAAGGCACCCAAGAUCGAUCUGGAUUGGUUCAAAAAGCUAUUGACAGAUAGUCAUGGUGAAAAGGCGAUUACAUUUGUCGUUGCCAGCCUUGUGUUACUCGGCAUGCUUGUAUUCAUUGCUUACACAGCACCCGGACUCUCUUUAUUACCAAUCAGUCUGAUCAAAGGUCGACAACGUAUUGAUGCAGAAAGCGAGGAUGUUGAGAACCGUCUAACCGCAACAAGAGAGAGACAGCGCGUGAUUCGAUCAAAGUACAUGAACCGAGCUAUGCCUAAUAGAGAUCAACGAGAGAUUGAGGAAUUGGAAGACGAGGAAAGGAUACUAUCCAGAAGAUUGCGAAGCAUCCAACAAGAUAAGACUAGCUUGGUACAAAGGAUCCUAUCUCUGCUUCGACCUUUUGAGUUUCUACUUGGCGUCCUGUUAUUGUGCUUUACAGUUGUAUUGGUUGUCUCGAUCUUUUUAACCAUUGUAGACAAGAUUGCUUUUGCCAUUUGUGGAAGUCAAUGCGGCUAUGUGAUUCAUCAUUCAAGCAUGUUUAAUCCUGUUAAUUACAUCUUUAUCAAGCUGCAAACGGUAUUUCCAUUGGACUACGUAUUCAUGGUUGGUCUGAUUCUCUAUUUCUUCUUGGCCACCAUGUCAGGUGUCAUUCAAAUUGGCGUGCGAUUCCUUUGGGUUACAUUGUUCCGCAUAAAAAAGGGCUCUACCGCACCGCAAGGAUUGCUCGUCUCGGCUGUUCUUUUAACACUGAGCCUGUUGGCAUUGAACUACACAGUAACAACGACGGUAGCACCAGGUUAUGCGCAUUUCGGAAGCCAGGUCUAUUGCAAUUUCACAAAUGCCAUGGGAGAUCGAGAUUGCAGUGAGCAUGUCGAGAAGAUAGUGCAUUGCGAUAUCUACGGGCCAACAGAAAUAUGCACCCCUACAGUGUCAUCUACCAUGGUGGAUAGAGUCAUUGUAAACACACCAUUUUUUGGCAUCUUUUUUUACUACUCGCAGUGGGUAUUUUUAGGUGUUUUCAUAAUUGGAUUCGUAGUAGCUCUGUUCAGAGGACCAAGAAAUAAUGUAGAUGCUGAUCUGCAGGAGCUCGUGGAUGAAGAAGAAGAGGGUUUGCUGCGAUACCAUCAUCAUGGCCAAUACCAAACAACAACAUCUUGA
Mucor velutinosus is the source of this 1632-nucleotide messenger RNA. It is a transcript of the gene PGS1, whose product is annotated as CDP-diacylglycerol--glycerol-3-phosphate 3-phosphatidyltransferase. Lineage: Eukaryota; Fungi; Mucoromycota; Mucoromycetes; Mucorales; Mucoraceae. The record is from RefSeq and is a predicted model, not a curated record. Bases 1 to 1632 code for a protein of 543 amino acids. The transcript is spliced from 10 exons. Gene Ontology annotation, biological process: protein localization to vacuole. Gene Ontology annotation, cellular component: vacuolar membrane.